AUGCAGUCGCUAAAUUAUGGCAGUGGCAGCUCCUCUCCGAGCGGCUCUCACAGGGAUCCUGCCGCCAUGCACACAACUGGCUCCCCCAUGCGGCUACAAUUGCCACUGGAUCUCAGCGUCAACCGCUCGGCCUCCUCCAGCCACUUUGGGGCGGUGGGCGAGGGAGACGCGCGCCUCCCCCGCCUGCCCAGGAGCUCCCCAACAGGCAGGCAGGCGGCGUCGACACCCCUGUCCUCGCCUGAGUCCCUGCCUCAAUCUAACGGCGACACAGCCAAGCCCUCUGUUUUGUCCUCCGACCAGGGCGCGACCUGGCCAGCUCCAGCGCCACUCUCACUGAAGGAUUUGAGCUGGAAGCGCAUCUGGAUUGAGGAAGCGGCGAGCCAGCUAAGCAGCCCGAGCCUAGCUCGGGCACAGCCAGAGCCCAUGGCCAAUUACAGCCGCGUGCCUGAGGGGCAGAGGCAGAUAUUCCCUGAUGAGGGAAGCUUCCACAUAUCGAAGAAUAUGACCGGGCCGGACGGGAAAAGGGCCCGGACCGCGUACACCCGCUACCAGACCCUAGAGCUGGAGAAGGAGUUCCACUUCAACCGCUACCUGACGCGGCGGCGGCGCAUCGAGAUCGCCCACGCGCUCUGCCUGUCCGAGCGCCAGAUCAAGAUCUGGUUCCAGAACCGGCGCAUGAAGUGGAAGAAAGACAACAAACUGAAAAGUAUGAGCCUGGCUACAGCCGGCAGCGCCUUCCAGCCCUGA
Molecule: messenger RNA, 747 nt
Organism: Puma concolor (puma)
Lineage: Eukaryota; Metazoa; Chordata; Mammalia; Carnivora; Felidae
Source: RefSeq, a predicted model, not a curated record